AUGACGGUCGCCAAAAACCAGCAGGGCGCGAGCUCAAGCUCGAGCUUUGCCCCUCCUCCCACGUCCCAACAGACUAGCGACUUCGACCUCGACAGAGCCGACAGUCAGGAAGUCCCCGACGCUCUCGUCUCUGAUGGCUUCAGCCUGCCGUCUCUGGAGGCCGACGGCGAGGUCCCGCCGGCCUACGGCGAACUCCCCGACCAGCUACACUUCUCCCACUCGGGCGUGGAAGCCGGCGCCAACGUGACAGGCGACGGCCGAGUAAACAUCAAUAUCAACCAGAGCGGCAACCGCCUCGCCGAGAUCCUCGCCCCGACCAUCGCACGAAGCCAGCUCCUCGCCGACAAGCGGCCCUCGGGGCCCCUCCCACCGGCGUACAUCCCCCCGUCCCUCGGCGGCCAGCCGGGCCAGACCCCUCCCCCGCAGCUCAACGUCGUCAUCCAGAUCGUCGGUUCGCGAGGUGACGUCCAGCCCUUCGUCGCCCUCGGCAAGGUUCUCAAGGAGACGUACGGCCACCGCGUACGCAUAGCCACGCACGCGACGUUCCAGAAGUUCGUUGAAGAGAAUGGGCUCGAGUUCUUCAACAUCGGCGGCGACCCCGCCGAGCUCAUGGCCUUCAUGGUCAAGAACCCCGGCCUGAUGCCCGGCUUCGACACGCUCAAGAGCGGCGAGGUCAGCAAGCGCCGUAGGGGAAUUCAGGAGAUCCUGUUAGGAUGUUGGCGCUCGUGUAUCGAGGCUGGAGACGGGCUCGGCCCGCCGCCCAAACCCCACGGCAGAGACGCCCCGAUGGACGAUUCGAUCGGGUUGCCUGGAGACGCCUCGCAGAGGCCGUUUGUCGCUGACGCGAUUAUCGCCAACCCCCCGAGCUUUGCGCACAUCCAUAUUGCCGAGAAGAUGGGCAUACCGCUCCAUCUGAUGUUCACCAUGCCGUGGACGCCCACCCGCGCUUUCCCGCAUCCGUUGGCGAACAUUCAGUCGACCAACACCGACCCCGUCAUGACCAACUACGUCUCGUACGCGCUGGUCGAAAUGAUGACAUGGCAGGGCCUGGGAGACGUCAUCAACCGGUUCAGAGAGAAAGCUCUGGAUCUAGACCCCAUGUCACUGAUCUGGGCCCCGGGUGUGUUGAACAGGCUGCGCAUUCCCUACACGUACUGCUGGUCGCCGGCACUCAUUCCGAAACCCAACGACUGGGGCCACGAGAUCGACAUUUCUGGGUUUUACUUCCUGAACUUGGCUUCCGCGUUUACUCCGGACCCUGACUUGGCUGCCUUCUUAGCCGCGGGCCCCCCUCCGGUGUACAUCGGAUUUGGGUCCAUCGUGGUGGAUGACCCGAACGCGCUCACGAGGAUGAUCUUUGACGCCGUUCACAUCACGGGUGUGCGGGCGCUUGUUUCGAAGGGCUGGGGAGGCUUGGGUGCUGAGGAUGUCGGGCUCCCCGAAGGCGUCUUCAUGCUGGGCAACGUACCGCACGACUGGUUGUUCAAACACGUGUCUGCCGUCUGUCACCACGGCGGUGCCGGUACCACUGCAGCCGGUAUCCAGGCCGGCAAGCCCACGAUAGUGGUUCCGUUCUUCGGAGACCAGCCUUUCUGGGGCGCGAUGAUCUCCAGAGCCGGCGCCGGCCCGGAUCCCAUCCCGUUCAAACAGCUCACGGGGGAAAAGCUUGCGGAGGCUAUCAAGUUCUGCCUGAAGCCCGAGACUCAGGGCAGAGCGCAGGAGCUCGGCCACAAGAUCCGCGAGGAGAAGGGAACGGAUCUUGGCGGCAAGAGUUUCCAUGACCAGUUGGAUACCGACGCUCUUCGAUGCUCUAUUGAGCCCAGUCGAGCUGCCGCGUGGCGUGUCAGGCGCACCAAAGUUCGGUACCGAGCCAAGGAAUACAUCACAGACGGCCAGCCAUGGGACCCUGUUUCGGCGGUCGCAUCGUCACUGGUAACAGACAUCGGCAAUAUUGGCAUGGCCGUCGCCGAUUUCCCUCGCGAAAUCUUCAAGAGCCGGAGCAAAGGGGACAAGACGCCGGAGCCCCCAGAAAUCCCCUUCAAGGAGGGCUCGACUUCUCGCACAAGUCUUGCCCAAGGAAGCGACCAGGCGUCGAUGGCGCCUCCCAGCACGCAUGCAUCCGAGUCUUCCACACAGCUAGGCAUGUUGGAAGGUGGCUCGACGCCGACAUUGCCGUUGUCCCCGCGUGAGACUACAUCAUCCGCGACUCCCUCCCAUGCGCCAUCUGCCACCCCGUCCAUGGUCUUCAGCGGACCGGACUCGUCUUCCAUCGCCCCCUCCGAAACAACCACGUCCGACCAGUCCCGCCUCGGCCGGCCCCCGGGAAGCCCAGGCAAGAAACCGGCCAUUAGAGAUUCUUCACCGGUGGCUGUUGGCGUCGACACAGCCGUGGCGGCCGGAACGAGCGUGAGCCGAAUCGUCACCACGGGCGUCAAGACGCCAAUGAACGUGUGCCUUGGCCUGGCCAGGGGCUUUCGAAACGCACCGAGACUGUACGGCGACGAGAUGGUGCGGCCGCAGGAGAAGGUCACUGAUUUCUCGAGCGGUCUCAAGGUUGCCGGGAAGGAGUUUGCCUUUGGCAUGUUCGACGGCAUCGGCGGCCUUGUCAUGCAGCCACUCAAGGGCGCCGAAAAAGAAGGCGGAAAGGGCCUCAUCAAAGGCUUUGGAAAGGGCAUUGGCGGUCUGAUCUUCAAGCCCGCGUCUGCUGUCUGGUCCAUCCCUGCCUACACCAUGCAAGGCGUUCAUGCGACGCUGCGCAAUGCGUUCGCGACAAGUGUCCAGAACUACAUCAUCGCCUCCCGCAUGAAGCAAGGGCAGCAGGAAAUGCGAGACGCCAGCCAAGCAGAGCGUGAGGACGUGAUUGUGCGCUGGAACAACAUCAAGUUCGACCUGAAGAAUUUCCAAGCCAUGAAGUUGAAGGAGCAGCGCGAGAAGAAGGGCGACGGCGGCCCGUCGUCGGCAUCGCCCGCGCAGCCCGACGCCGGAUUGUCCCCUCCCGUCACGGGCUGGUCGCACACGAAGCACCUGUCGUUCGAGGAGCGGAAGAGAUUGCACGCGCGGAAGGAGGCGUGGAAGAAGGGCCACGUCGAGGCGCUCGUCCCCGAACUGGAGGGCGACAUGCCACCGCAGUCGCCGUCGAGAAACAGCACCAGCACCAGCGUGGCCGAGGACGAGGAGUUCGAGCGCGCCAUCCGGACGUCCGUCGCGGAGACGUCGCGCGGGAACGCGGACGAGGACGCGGCCGUCGAGCAGGCCAUCAGGGCCAGCGUCAACCACAUCCGCAGCAGCGGACAGUCCCUCCCGGACGCUGCUCGGCCUCAGCAGGCCUCCUCCUCCUCCUCGUCGCGCCUGCUGGACGAGAAGAACCCGGAUAUUUUCAAGGACGCCGACCUUGAGAUCACGGAUGAAGAGUACCAGAGCCUCAUUGAGCAGGCGAUCCAGCAGAGCAUGGCCGCGCGCGCCGCUGGGGGAACCACCCCGCAGCAAGCCCAGGAACCCCAUGACGAGGAGGAGUACCGGCGGGCCCUCGAGGCGUCGAAGAAUGCCCCGCCGCCACCACAGUACGAGGACGAUGAGGAUUUCAAGCGUGCCCUCGAGGAGUCCAAGAUGCAUCAGCACCACGAAGGGGGCGGCGACGAUGACGAGGAGCUGAGGAGGGCAAUCGAGGCGUCGGAGGCGGCGCACAAGGACCAGAUGAGCCGUGACCAGGCGGCGCGGACGGAGGAGGACAUCGUCAUGGAGUACGUCAAGAAGCAGAGCCUGGCGGAGGAGGAGUUCCGCCGGACGGCGUCCAAGGGGAAGGGGCGCGAGGGGGCUGACGGUGAUGAUGAGGACGAGGAGUUGAAGAAGGCUAUGGAGGAGAGUCUGAAGAUGAGCGGGAAGCCGGGACAGUCGAGUUCUUCGUGA
Molecule: messenger RNA, 3906 nt
Organism: Colletotrichum karsti
Lineage: Eukaryota; Fungi; Ascomycota; Sordariomycetes; Glomerellales; Glomerellaceae
Exons: 4
Coding region: 1-3906 (1301 amino acids)
Biological process (GO): carbohydrate metabolic process
Molecular function (GO): hexosyltransferase activity; UDP-glycosyltransferase activity
Source: RefSeq, a predicted model, not a curated record